AUGGCGCCGAAGACGAAGAAGCAGGCUGUGUCUCGCACACAGCAUUACGAGUUCUUUGGCCCACCUGGCGCUGCUGCCAUUAGCUUUGGCCUGCCACUACUUGUCUACGCAUUCGCGUUCGCCUGUAACGAUAUCACCGGAUGCCCUGCGCCUAGCCUGCUCCAUCCGAAGUCGCUGAAGCUCGAUGUCCUAAAACAAGAGGUCGGUUGGCCGAAGAAUGGCAUCUGGGGUUUGGCUAGCUGGCGCGUAACCGGCUGGACACUGGCCUACUAUCUCUGGCUGGCUCUCCUUUACAGGAUUCUGCCUGGAGACGUAGUUGAGGGAACGCAGCUUCGCAAUGGCGGACGGUUAAAGUACAAACUUAAUGCCUUCGCCUCUAGCAUGUUCACCCUCGUUAUCUGCGCCGCCGGCACUAUCGCCCAAGGCGCCGAUUUCCCCUUGUGGACUUUCAUUGCCGACAACUACGUCCAGAUCCUGACCGCGAAUGUCAUCAUCGCCUACACCCUUGCUACUUUCGUCUACAUCCGCAGCUUCAGCGUUAAGCCGGGUAACCCGCAGCUGCGCGAGCUUGCGGUCGGCGGUGUGACUGGUAACAUCCUGUAUGACUGGUUCAUUGGACGCGAGCUCAACCCACGCGUCACGCUCCCAAUCAUUGGCGAGAUCGACAUCAAGCAGUGGAUGGAGCUUCGUCCGGGCCUGCUCGGCUGGACCCUGAUGAACUGUGCCUUCGUCGCCAAGCAGUACCGCCUGUAUGGCUAUGUCACUGACAGCAUUGUUUUCGUCACCGCAGUCCAGGCGCUUUAUGUCCUUGAUAGCCACUACUUCGAGCCUGCUGUCCUGACCACGAUCGACAUCACCACCGACGGCUUCGGCCUGAUGCUCUCUUUUGGCGACAUUGUUUGGGUGCCAUUCAUCUACACGCAGUCGACACGCUACCUUGCUGUUCAUCCCCAGAAGCUUGGUUACCUUGGCUUGGUGGGCGUCACUGUGCUGCUCGUUGCCGGAUUCGCUAUCUUCCGUCUCUCAAACAGCCAGAAGAACGCGUUCCGUACCAACCCCAACGAUCCCAGCGUCAAGCACCUCAAAUACAUCGAGACCAAAGCUGGCACGCGCCUGCUCAUCUCUGGCUGGUGGGGCAUUGCUCGCCACAUUAACUACCUUGGUGAUUGGCUUCAGGCUUGGCCAUACUGCCUGCCGACUGGUCUGGCCGGGUAUCAAAUCCUUACCGCAGGCAGCGAGCUGGCCGAGGGCGCGGUUAAGAUGCUGGAUGGUCGCAUCGUUGUUCCUGGCGAGGCUAGGGGCUGGGGGACCAUCUUCACCUACUUCUACGUCGUGUACUUUGCUACGCUGCUGCUCCACCGCGAUCGCAGGGAUGAUGAAAAGUGUUCGAAGAAGUAUGGAGAGGACUGGGAAAAGUAUAAGGAGAUCGUGAGGUGGAGGAUCAUUCCGGCGCUGCUGCAGAAGCCUCGCAGCGAGUGCACGGAAUGGGAAAUUGCUCAAAUUGAAGAAUGGGAGAUGGCCAAUGGCCCUCUGUCUCUCCUGCAGACAGCUGUGAGGAGUCACACUCAGGUCCUUAUUAGUGUUCGCUCCGGUCGCAAGCUGCUUGCUCGUGUCAAGGCUUUCGAUCGCCACUGCAACAUGAUCCUUGAGAACGUGAAGGAAAUGUGGACUGAAACUCCCGUGACCAACGGCAAGAAGGGCCGGCCAGUGAACAAGGACCGCUUCAUUAGCAAGAUGUUCCUGCGUGGCGAUAGUGUCGUCAUUGUUCUCCUGAGCUGA
This is a messenger RNA of Thermochaetoides thermophila DSM 1495, 1779 nucleotides long. RefSeq names its product putative small nuclear ribonucleoprotein. Gene Ontology annotation, cellular component: endoplasmic reticulum membrane; small nuclear ribonucleoprotein complex. Gene Ontology annotation, molecular function: RNA binding; Delta14-sterol reductase activity. NCBI's taxonomy places the organism in Eukaryota, Fungi, Ascomycota, Sordariomycetes, Sordariales, Chaetomiaceae. Gene Ontology annotation, biological process: ergosterol biosynthetic process; RNA splicing. Bases 1 to 1779 code for a protein of 592 amino acids. The transcript has 10 exons. The record is from RefSeq and is a predicted model, not a curated record.